GAUUAUUCAACAUCAUUUUCUAGCACACUCAUGCUAGAUUGCAAUGAUUAUCACUGCUUUGAUCCUCUCUUUGAUAGUGUCGAUAAAACAGCAUCCGCUAGGGUGAUAAAUGUGCGAGUCUGUUUACAUUUCUCUUUUCUUGCGUUAUUGGUGGGUAAAUUUAGCUCAAGUUGCAGGCAUCAACUCAGUAACCGAACAUACACAGCAUGGUCAUUGCUCUCCUCCGUCUCCCCUCAUCGGUGAACUUGGGUUGUGGCUAUUGGGUACACAAUGUACGACCAUGCUUUUGAUGUAAAACAACUGCGCAAGAGACGGAUAGAAACAGGGGGGCGCAGAGAAGAAGAAGGGGGGACGUGAGUAUCGUGUGCUGUUGCACAAUGUUCAUCUUCAUGGGUCCUUCGCUUCGCGCAGUGGACACGCAACAUCCCUCCAUUUAUCGUUUCAGCUCUUUGCGCACACUUGUAAAUUAGCUGCUCAUUUUCUUGAGAUACGUCCUAUCGUUGCAGCUCGGCCCCUUCCAUGGUACCAAUAACUUUCUCAAGUCAAGUGAGAUGAUAGAAGAAUAUUAAAUAAGAUUAAAUAAAUUACCUUUUCUCAUAAGCAGAACAUUUAUUUUUGACAAAACUUUGACUGUCAAAGUACUUCUCCCAUUCGCGUGUGCUAAUCUAAAAGUUAAAAUGGAUAAAACAAGUCAAAAGACAACACCUACACUGGAGAAAGAAGAACAAAAUGAGAGGACAGAAGACAGGAAGAAGAUGAGAAAAACCAAAGGGGCUGAACCAGAAGCUUCCUCAAAGAGUAUUACAAGUGACGUUAAGCUGCAGCAGCAGCCUAGUCCGAGGGAGUUAACAGAUACAAAGUCUGACCAGUCAGAUGGAAAUUUGAGAAUGAAAAUAGGGGUUGGAGCAAAACGGACAAAGAAGCCCCCAAAGAGCCUUGAGAACUUCAUAUGCAGGCCCACAAUCAGAAUCUCUCAGAGGCUUGCACAUGGAGAUGGUCAUAGUUCAUGUGGAGGGGAAGUCUCCAGUUCUGAGAUCAGAGUAGCCAAGCAAUCACAUUCUGAGAUUCAGAAAAAAGAUCGGAACGAUUGCAUCUCUCCAAAAGCAUCCACAAGGCUGAGUGUCCCACUUUCCAAUACAUCCAGAAAAGAUGACUCUACACCAGUCAUUAGAGCCUCUAAAAAGGCUCUAUCAAAGCACUUGAAGAAGACUGACUCAAAGUCAUUAUUAACAUCAGAUGGACCUCCCUAUGCAGUUCAACCACAGACAGAUAGCAAAGUACCACUUUCAGAUAGGACUACCUCCUCUACCUUGCAGAAGCAGACGUAUUCACCUCCAGCUGCCCCUUCUCCAACUUCCUUAUUACAACAGAACUCCAGUCCACAAGACAGCACCCAAGUUUUAAAUGCUCAAAAAGAAAAGGGUGAAGAUCUCACAACUGGAGAAGCAAUGACCUCCUCCCUCAGUUCACAUGGUUUAAAUGAUAUGAAUGCUCAGACAUCUCAGCAGUCCUCUUCCAAUAUUGAAAAUGACAGUGAAAGUACAUCACUUCCAUUAUCAUGUAGUGAAAAUUUUGUAAAGCAAACUCCCUGCCCUGCAAAAAAAACUAGAACCAGGGAAAGUAAUGUUUACAAGGUUUUAAAUGCUAAAGAGAAAGAAGAUGGUGAUUCUGCAUGUUCCAAAAACACUAGUAACACCAUAACUAACAGUAGGAGUAAGGAAAAUGGUUUAUUGCAUCAGCAAAGUCCCUCUAUCAAGACACCAUUGCUCCUUACUGCUUCAGAUAAACCUGCCGAAUCAGCAACUCCUGAGAACAGCACUUGUAUGCUAGAGUUUCUGGACAGCAGAGGAAGAAAUAAGAAGUAUACUGAAAGUGAAGUUAUAGAUGACACCAGAAAGAUGACUGUGGAACCUACUCAAGCUGUUGCUGUCCAGCCAAAAGAUGGCAGCAGGGUGGGACAUAUCAUUGACAAGAAUAAGAAGAGAUCUAGGCAUAGUGCAAACCAGGACGAAGAUGUGCAGUGUUCCUCUCAACCCCCUGGGUGUGCAGAUUCUCAGUUUAACAGUUCCGAUCCAAGUGAUGUGCCACCUUCACAUCCCAAACAAAACAUCAUGUCACAGAAGAAACAAAAAGCUGUUCAAAUGACUAAGAUGGAAAAUCUGGGCAAGGAGAUGGAAUUGUUGAAAACUGCUAAUGUUAGUUCCACUGCCUGUAAAAAGAUUCCACAAAAAUUAAACCUUAAAAAAAUUCCUUCCAUUAAUUCAUCAAAGGCAUUGUCAACAAAGCAGGGUAAAUCAAGACAAGUUGGACAACCUUCUAAUUCUAUACAACUGCCAAAUUCAUCACCUAUAUCAGAAACCUUUUCCUUUGAGCCCCCUCCUAAGAAAAGGGGUCGUCCAAAAAUGGCCAGGUUGGAAGAGACUCUUCAGGAAAGUAAGUCUCAAAUGUCCCCUACUAAAUUUCCUAUGCUUAAACAUGCAAAUAUCCCUGAUCCAGAGAAUAGCCUGAAAUUCCCAAAGCCAGCUCCCAAAACACUAGUUCAACCCAAAUGUUCCACGUCUGUCAAGAAAAAGAGAUCUAAAUCACUAGACUCAGCAUCAGGGAAGAGGGGUGCUGAAGGAAAACUCAGACCCUCCUUGUCUAAAGCUAGAGAUGCUCAGAUCAGCCGCAAACGAAACAGGUUGAUAAUGAAGACAGUAAUCACAAAUAUCAAUAGGAUGAGAGUGAAGAAGAAGGAUAAGGUACUCACACAGUUCCUUUCAGGGCAAAAACAAAGUAACAGAUCAGAUUUUUCUCAGACAGACAAUGAAGGUGAUGCCGAUUGUUCAGUUUCAGAUGGAGCACACUCUUUAUCCUCACUUGUUACCUCUUUUGGGGGAAAACUUGGUCCACAAAUAAAUAUCAGCAAACGUGGAACUAUCUACAUAGGAAAAAGGAGAGGUCGUAAACCUAAAGCUCAAACAGAAACUUCUGGUCAAGACUCUGAACAAGUUUUGGGUCAAAAGUCUCAGCAAGUCUUGACAGAGUCUUCUAAUAAGUUAAACUCUUGGUCCACCUCUGGUGAACAUAGUCAUUCAUUUGAUAGCCAGUCUCCUUUGUGUAGCUCUCCCUAUUCAUUUAAGCAUCUUGAUUCCCCUUCACCCACUCUUAGUUCUUUCCGAAGAAAGUUUCAUCUUGGCAACCGUGAAUAUGAUCAACUUUCUGCUCCUAAGGUAACCAGUUCCCAAAAGGUAAAAGCAGUGCACAAAGAGAAAUCAAAACCUCCUUCCUCCUCGCAAUCUGCACCACGCCCUUCAGCCACAUCCCAGUUAGGCUCUGUAAGGAUUCAAGACCACAGAACUACACACCUUGGGCGAUCAGUAUUGAUGGAGCAAGAAAGACUCAAAUACAAGUGCCAUAGAAAAGGUCAUAAUUGCUUCAGCCAUGAUAAGAUUAGAGGACAUACACACAAAUGUAAGAAGAAGUAUCUUCAACUCAGGGCUAAAAGGCAAGACCCUGCCUUCCAGUCUGAGAUUGAGGAGUUAGUGGUCAGACUUAGUGAGAUUCGUAUUGUGCAUCAUAUUUCAUCACGAGGGUGUGGCGAUGAAGCAAAAUCUGGCAGGAAGAGUGGGAAAGGGAAAGCUCAUCCUCACGUUCUUCAGUGUCUACCACAAAACCUCCAUCAUCCAACCAUGUUUCAAAUCAACUUCAGUGGUUACUACUCCCCUCAGUCAGAAUUUUCUCGUGACUCUCUGCAUUAUGUCGGAAUGGCAGAUAUUAAGAGGAACAAUGGGUGUCCCUCUCAACCAGGUGAACAUAUUGUCACACAUUGCCCGGUAGUGCACAAACUUGGCUUUCCACUGUCAGGAGGCGGUUGUUACCAUCCACCAUACAAAAUGCCACUCUCUACCACUUCACUUGGUUUUGGACUUUAUAGGGGAUACCCUCCAUCUGCAACUAUAUACCCUUCGUCACCCUUUCUACCCUCUUAUGUGCACCCCUACUCCAAAAAUCCCAUUUUAAGUCCAUCAAAGUUCCAUAAAAAGAAGCACAAGUUUCUGAGACGUGACUCUCUGCUUUUUGGCGGGAAGCCACAGGGGACAUAUGCUAAUGUAACAUCUCAUUCCCCUAGUGACUGGUUCAGUAGAAAUAGCUGGCAAAGAGAAGACAGCAGAGAGCAGGCUAGAGAUAAAAGGUUUGUGGAUGAUAGGCUUAGAGAAAGAGAAGGAAAAGAGAGUUUACUAGGACAAAGUAAUCUCAGAAAAGACCAUUUCAGAAGGGGCACGCCCUCAAAUCCUCCCUGCUCUUCCUCAACACCCUCGAAACAAGCAGACAAACACAAAACUUCACCACUUUCAUAUAUAGGACCUGCACAUCUGAGACCGGUAUCAAAACUUAGGUGGGCAGAGCAUCAGCAGCCAUGGAGGUGGAGAGAGAGCACUCAGGUAGAGCCGGGGAACAGGGUUUUAAACAAAGGAGCUGGGUCAGGGUACCAGGAGGAUGAUGAUGAAGAUGAUGAAGACCUAUCAACACCUCCCCUAGGAGACAGAGCCAUCCACCAUCAUUCUUUCCUAAGAAACCCCAAUCUUGUUAGUAGCGCUUACAGUCGAAUGACAGCUCAAAGGAGGAUUGGUGAAGUUCAGUCUGCUUCAAGGAACUUAAUGAGACCUGGAAGCUCAUUGAUGACCGAUUGCUCAGCUGGAGGCAUAAGGACAUCAGGUGAGAUGGGGCUCCAACUCCACAGCGGGCUUCCGGAGCCCCGCCUCCACCUCAGUUGCUGGUGCCUUCAGCACUGCCUUGGACCUCCGGACCCUCCGUGUCACCCUCUCCGUCUGCUCGGCUCCAACCUGGGCUCCUCAUCCACCGGUGCAGUCUCCGUUAGUCAGCCCCCUGGUGUUGUCGGCUCCUCCUCCACCAUGGCUCCUCCCGCCGUCGACUCCACCGAGGGUCAUCAGCCUGGCUGGUCUCUGGAUGACCAUCUGGCUUCUCCUGCUCCGGGCUUCUCCCUGGUUCCUCCCUCCAUCCACUCCACCCUGGUUCCAUGUUCCCUCAUUGCCUGCCCCUUGCAUGCCCCACGCCCGCCUCCUGAACCCCCACCCUCCCUCCGCUGGACUGUCUCUUUCGCUGAUUGGUCACCUCUUUUCCCUUGCUGUUUCAAUUCUAAAAAUAUAAUGGUAACCAAAAGUAAACUGAAACAUGUCAGAAAGCCUCUCAAGAAGAAGACUCCCAAAGGUCAAGAGGUCACAGGAAGUGAGGUGAAGAGAAGAGGACGAGGUCGACCAAGAAAAAACCCUGCACCGUGCUUUUCUAAACCUUUCCCUGCUACACCUUUACGUCAUGAAGCCACAGAGUCUCCUUGGAAACGUAAAAAAGGUGAAAGAGAUGACUACACAGUACUCAAUGCGACUGAGUCCAUGGCUCAACAUGAGAAAAAGAAAAGAAGGAAAGAAAGAGAUGAAACGAGGAGCAGUGAAGCACAGGUAGAUGAAGACGAAGACACAGGUCCGAGCCAAGAGCCCUCACAGUUGCACAUCAACACAUCCUCACCUUCCCAGGAUCCAUCAGUGUCUGUAAUCAGCCAGUCAGAGAAGAGGUCUGAUGUGGAAGCUGAAAAGAAAUAUGAGUGGGCGGGGCUUUACUCUGAUGUGUAUAAAAGCGAGAACCCCACGAGUCUGUUCUCUCCAGUACACACAGACUGCCUUGACUAUGAUCCUGAAGAACAUGAGCACGGUCUACUUCCUGCACCUAUACACGUAGGGAAGUAUCUGAGGCUGAAACGGAUUGACUUUCAGUUGCCCUAUGACAUAUAUCGACUCUGUGAAAAGCAAAAGCAUCCUAAAAAGUCACGAAAGACCCCGCAAAAGAUGGCCCCAUCCAAUGGAUCUGUUGAUGUAAUGUCUCGCACUCAGACCGAAGACAGUUCCAGUAAACAUCAGAAGCUCAGUGUGACUCAUGACUGCGUUUCUGACCGCCCUAAUAGGUAAAUCAACACACACAUACACUAUCACAUUC
Carassius carassius (crucian carp) is the source of this 5991-nucleotide messenger RNA. RefSeq names its product histone-lysine N-methyltransferase ASH1L-like. The record is from RefSeq and is a predicted model, not a curated record. Lineage: Eukaryota; Metazoa; Chordata; Actinopteri; Cypriniformes; Cyprinidae. Bases 678 to 5963 code for a protein of 1761 amino acids. The transcript is spliced from 9 exons.